CAAUUUGUUUCUUGCUUUAGGUAGUCAGUCAGUCCAGAGGGCUCUUGGCCAUCCAGCCUGACUGCCUCUCCUGGUUGAAGAGCAUAGAGAUCACUAGUUUUGCUUUAGAAGAAAGAAGCCUGAGACAGCAGCCUAUGACGACUGUGAAGACAAUCCAGAAUUGCAAUUAUGAAUGGUGUUGCUGCUGGGCUCCUUCUGCAGAGCGUCUGAAAUGAACCUCUCUUAUUGAUUGUUUUUAUUGGCCCCAAGCCAGGAGUACUGGAUUCAGUUGACUUCAGGAUUAGAAAUAGAACAGUUUUGGUUAUCAUCAUAAACAUAUGAACCAGUGUGAUGGUGAAAUGAGAUGAGGCUCCGAAAUGGAACUGUAGCUACUGUUUUAGCAUUUAUCACUUCGUUCCUGACUUUAUCUUGGUAUACUACGUGGCAAAAUGGGAAAGAAAAACUGAUUGCUUAUCAACGAGAGUUUCUUGCCUUGAAAGAACGUCUUCGAAUAGCUGAACAUAGAAUCUCUCAGCGCUCUUCUGAAUUAAAUGCCAUUGUACAGCAGUUCAAGCGUGUAGGAGCAGAAGCAAAUGGAAAUAAUACCCUUAAGCUAUUAAAGGAGUUAACAAGCAAAAAAUCUCUUCAAGUGCCAAGUAUUUAUUAUCAUUUGCCUCAUUUAUUGCAAAAUGAAAGAAGCCUUCAGCCUGCUCUGCAGAUUGGUAACGGAAGAACAGGAGUGUCAAUAGUAAUGGGAAUUCCCACAGUGAAGAGAGAAGUGAAAUCUUACCUCAUAGAAACCCUUCAUUCCCUUAUUGAUAAUCUGUAUCCUGAAGAGAAGUUGGACUGUGUUAUAGUCGUCUUCAUAGGAGAGACAGAUAGUGAUUAUGUACACAGUGUUGUAACCAACUUGGAGAAAGAAUUUUCUAAAGAAAUCAGUUCUGGCUUGGUGGAAAUAAUAUCCCCUCCUGAAAGCUAUUAUCCUGACCUGACAAACUUAAAGGAGACAUUUGGAGACUCCAAAGAAAGAGUAAGAUGGAGAACAAAGCAAAACCUAGAUUAUUGUUUUCUAAUGAUGUAUGCUCAGGAAAAGGGAAUAUAUUACAUUCAGCUUGAAGAUGAUAUUAUUGUCAAACAAAAUUACUUCAACACUAUAAAAAAUUUUGCACUUCAACUUUCUUCUGAAGAAUGGAUGAUACUCGAGUUCUCCCAGCUGGGCUUCAUUGGUAAAAUGUUUCAAGCACCAGACCUCACUCUGAUCGUGGAAUUCAUAUUUAUGUUCUAUAAGGAGAAACCCAUUGAUUGGCUCUUGGAUCAUAUACUCUGGGUCAAAGUCUGCAACCCUGAAAAAGAUGCAAAACAUUGUGAUAGACAGAAAGCAAAUCUACGAAUUCGCUUCAGACCUUCGCUUUUCCAACAUGUUGGUCUGCAUUCUUCUCUAUCAGGAAAAAUACAGAAACUCACGGAUAAAGAUUACAUGAAACCAUUAAUUCUUAAAAUCCAUGUAAACCCACCUGCAGAGAUAUCUACUUCUUUGAAGGUCUACCAAGGACAUACACUGGAGAAAACUUACAUGGGGGAGGAUUUCUUCUGGGCUAUAACCCCAGUAGCCGGAGACUACAUCUUGUUCAAAUUUGAUAAGCCAGUCAAUGUAGAAAGUUACUUGUUCCACAGCGGCAACCAAGAACAUCCAGGAGAUAUCCUGCUCAACACAACUGUGGAAGUUUUGCCUUUAAAGAGUGAAGGUUUGGAAAUAAGCAAAGAAACCAAAGACAAACGAUUAGAAGAUGGUUAUUUCAGAAUAGGAAAAUUUGAGAAUGGUGUUGCCGAAGGAAUGGUGGAUCCUAGCCUAAACCCCAUUUCAGCCUUUCGACUUUCAGUUAUUCAGAAUUCUGCCGUUUGGGCCAUUCUUAAUGAGAUUCAUAUUAAAAAAGUCACCAACUGAUCAUCUGCUAAAAAACCAGUACAUUUUUUUCCUGUGAAUUUGUUAAUUAAAGAUAGUUAAGCAUGUACCUUUUUUUUUUUUAACUUGAACACUACCUCUUGUGAAAUCUACUGUAGAUAAGAUGAUUGUCAUUUCCACUUGGAAAGUGAAGCUCCCAUGGAUAAUUGCAUUCAUUCGAACCUAAGCUGUCCUCCAAUUUUAACUUGACUCAACAUUUUACAGUUAUGACAGCCUGUUAAUAUGACUUGUACUAUUUUGGUAUUAUACUAAUACUAAGAGUUGUACAUAUUGUUACAUUCUUUAAAUUUGAGAAAAAUUAAUGUUAAAUACAUUUUAUGAAGGGGGUACUUUUGAAGUUCAUUUAUUUUACUAUUAUAGACCCUCUUUUAUAGAUUAUCAGGGAUUAUAUAUAUAUAUAUAUAAAUAUAUAAAUAUACAUAAAAAUGUUAUGGAGUUAAUUUAUUAGAAACAUUUAAGAAGUACAUAUUUUUGUGCAGUAAAUUUUUGAAUCAAUACUUUUUUUGAAAAGUUACCUUGCUUUUUUAAUUUCUUUCUAUAUUUUUCUUUGGAAAUGCAAACAUUACAAAUGAAUGCCAUUUUUCAAAUGCACUGCCAUUUAAGAAUGAUUCUAGAUUGAUUUCCUAACUGAAGUACUUUUAUAAUUGCAGUGAUUCUGAACAAAAUAUUUUCAAAGGCAUUUGUCAUUCCUUAAAGCCAAGAUUUUAAAGACCAACGUCCUUCUUGAGGGUUAUUUUACUAUACUGUUUAUGGUGUAAAAAAAAAAAAAAUCAGUCUGAUAAAUUUUAAUGUGCAGGGGUCAUGCAUUCAGCCCAAA
Enhydra lutris kenyoni (northern sea otter) is the source of this 2759-nucleotide messenger RNA. It is a transcript of the gene MGAT4A, whose product is annotated as mannosyl (alpha-1,3-)-glycoprotein beta-1,4-N-acetylglucosaminyltransferase, isozyme A. The transcript is spliced from 16 exons. Gene Ontology annotation, cellular component: endoplasmic reticulum-Golgi intermediate compartment; Golgi stack; endoplasmic reticulum. Gene Ontology annotation, molecular function: acetylglucosaminyltransferase activity. Bases 344 to 1924 code for a protein of 526 amino acids. The record is from RefSeq and is a predicted model, not a curated record. Gene Ontology annotation, biological process: protein N-linked glycosylation. NCBI's taxonomy places the organism in Eukaryota, Metazoa, Chordata, Mammalia, Carnivora, Mustelidae.